Messenger RNA from Sorghum bicolor (sorghum), 2723 nucleotides. RefSeq lists its product as uncharacterized. Lineage: Eukaryota; Viridiplantae; Streptophyta; Magnoliopsida; Poales; Poaceae. The record is from RefSeq and is a predicted model, not a curated record. Bases 470 to 2350 code for a protein of 626 amino acids. The transcript has 9 exons.
CUCCCGUCUGCGCUGCGCACGACCGCGACCCAUCCAUCCAUAUCGUCGUCAUCCCCGCCCGUCCCUCGACGCCCAGCCGUCCGAUCCGCAUCCCGGAUCCAUCCCAGCCGCCCGCCGGCUCUGCCACUGCCACCCUUCCCCCGGCUGGGAGAUCCCCUUUGCCUUUUCGAAACCACCCUCCUCGGCUCCUCCUCCUUCGGGACCGAUGGCAAACACGGCCACGCCCACGGCCCCGGCCUUUUCCUCCCCUCCUCUCUAGAUCGCGACGAAGCGGACUCCCCCCUCCCUCCUGCCUGAGCGAAGCGGACUCAGGGACGCGUCCCCGCCGCGAGGCCUGAUCGAUCCCUCGGUUUUUGGCGGUAGGGGCAAUGCUGCGUGCAUCGAGCUGCUGCUGAUCACGACUGAUUAUAGGUUUUAAUAUUUGCAUAUUUUGAUUGCUACAAGUUUUGGAUGAAGUUAGCACUUAUCUAUGGAAGUUGACAACUCACAUGGCACUCUAAUUAAUAAAAGUGAAGAGAAUGACUUUGAAAAGAAAGGCACUUCUGAUCCUGUGGUUUAUCAGCUAGUUCGGGUUGAAGGUGAUGGAACACUUGUUCCUGCUACAGAGGAUGAUGUUUUGCAGUUUGAACAUUUCCUUCAUAAUGAUGAGAAGGUUGAUCUUCCUUCUAUUGAAGAUGUAGGCCAUGUGGAAGAGUUUUUCAACAAUGACUGCAUGUUACUGAAGAAGCCUGACUUGGAAGAUGGAUCUUCCAAAUUGGAGACUGUAGAAGUACACACACAAAAAUUGGGUGCCGACUUAGAGGAAAACAGAUUACAGUCAUUGGAUGAUUCCCUUAGUCCUCCCUCAGAGUGUAGAGUUAUUCAUAGUCAGCAUUCAGAUAAAUUGCUUACAGAACAAGGGGACAAUGUGACUCGACAGGACAAUGCUUCAACUGAGACUACAAAAUCAACAGUGUUAAAUGAAUCUUGCAGUGCUGAAAAAGACAAGGCUGAUGCCUGCUCAAGACCUGUGUGCGACACAUCUACGGAUCCAUCUGUUUCUGGAGUUAAUAGUUCCAUGCCUGAUUUUUCCAUAUUAAGAGGAGAAGUCUGUUUGGAUGAUCUUACUAUUAGAGAACUUCAGGAGGCAUUUAGAGCCACGUUUGGCCGGCAGACUACUGUCAAAGACAAGAUAUGGCUCAAAAGACGGAUUACAAUGGGCUUGACUAAUUCAUACGAUGUUCCUAGUUCAGGUUGUGUAGUUAAAGACUACAAAAUUGUUGGCAAGGAUGCCAAAAAAGACAUAUCAGACAUGGAUGAAAGAUCUAAGAUUGGGCUUAGAGCUACUUCUCUAGUUAUAUAUCCAGGAAACGAUGGGGACUCGCCGUCUAGCUCUUACUAUCAGAGUGAGGACCAGCAAGAUUCUUCCAAGAGAGUUGAAAGAGUACAAAUCCAUAAUGAUGAACCACAAGGAAAUCUGCUAGGCAAGCAAUGCACUAACAAGCGAACUAGAAAGCCAACAAAAAGAUACAUAGAGGAGCUAUCAGACAUUGAGACUCAUGACUCCACUGUAAAAAUCUCUUCACCAGCAAAAAGGCCUGCACAUGAUGAAGUGUUAAUGAAACCGCGGGUCGCACCUUUCAAUGAGGCUGAUUCUCUGGGCACAAUCUAUCCUACUAGAAAGGAUACCCUUGGAGGAUUUAGUGUACAUGUUCCUUACGUUUCAAGGAUGAGAAGGGGGCGCCCUAGGAAGGACUUCAUUUCAUUUGCGGAUAAGGAACCCUCGGUUGAACCUAAAGGGAUUCAGACAGCAGUUGAGGUGAUAUUGGAGAAAGAUGGUGACAAGGGAAACCACCUGAGGAAAGCACCUGAAGUUCCAGUAAAGGUAAGUUCUGAGAAAGGGCAUAUAGAAGCAGUUGAUAGUGAAGGGGUUCGGAACCUACAAGCAAAGCUUUACAGUGCUGUUGCCAAACCUAAAAUAAACCGGGGUUUAACGCGGAAGCAUCAUCGAGCAUGGACAUUGUGUGAGGUCGUGAAGCUGGUUGAUGGUGUGGCUCGGUUUGGAGCUGGCAAGUGGUCUGAGAUCAGAAAACUGUCCUUUGCCUCAUAUUCUUACCGCACUUCAGUGGAUCUCAAGGACAAAUGGCGUAACCUGAUCAGAGCAACCAAGACACAGCUUCCGGCACAAAAAGACCAGGGUGCCUGUCCGCGGAAGAUUAACCCUUCUAUCAUACCAAUACCACCAUCCAUUUUGUUGCGAGUGAAGGAGCUAAACGAGCUGCAGUCGCAAGGGGGUGGCUUCACAGCCCCCGUCAAGUUCUCUGGACAGGACAGGAAGGUUCUACAGGGAAAAGGGUCAGGUUUUUUGUGAUCCGUGUCAUGCAGAUAUAGUGGGUAAAAGGAAAGCACUAGUUAGUUAGGUGUACGCUUCUGGACGAUGUGGUAUAUAUGGGUAAAUAUUAUACAUAGUUGGUGUAGCCACGUUAUCCAUCGUAUUGUUCGCUACACGCUCAAUGCACGUUGCUGGAACAUGUGUAAAUCAGACGUCCAGAAAAUAUUGCUAUAUCUUUGUAAAGGGCAGACGUCUCUGUGGCACAAGCACCAGUUAACGAACGCGUCAGGAGGACAUCAUUUUAAGAGCACAUGUAAACCUACCUAGGAAGAGGAAAAUGAGAGUUAAUGGAAUGUUGUCGCGGCAAUAUUGAACCAAAUGAACCAAAAUAAGUACUAUCUAUCUUAAAUUA